Molecule: messenger RNA, 3502 nt
Organism: Triticum dicoccoides
Lineage: Eukaryota; Viridiplantae; Streptophyta; Magnoliopsida; Poales; Poaceae
Product: pentatricopeptide repeat-containing protein At3g53170-like
Exons: 5
Coding region: 36-1364 (442 amino acids)
Molecular function (GO): protein binding
Source: RefSeq, a predicted model, not a curated record
CCGCGUCCUCGCCUCUGCGCGCGCCGUUCGUCGCCAUGGCCCAGCGCGGCCGCAGGCCGCCCUCGUCCGCGGCCCCCGAGGCCGAGCAGCCGGAGGAGGCGCUCGCCCGCAUCCUCCGCACCGAGGCCGCCGUCUCCGGCGUCUCCCGCAAGGCGUCCGCGGGCUCCAGCCAGCACUCCACCCGCCUCUGGCCCCGCGCCGUCCUCCAGGCCCUCGAUUCCGCCGUCGCCUCCUCCCGCUGGGAGUCCGCCCUCGAGAUCUUCGAGCUGCUGCGGAAGCAGCGGUGGUACGAGCCGAGGACGCAGAUCUACGCCAGGCUGCUGAUGAUGCUGGGCAGGUGCCGGCAGCCCGGCCCGGCCACCGCCCUCUUCAAGGUGAUGCUCUCGGAGAAGCGGCUCGCGCCGACGGUGGACGUGUACACGGCGCUCGUUGGCGCCUACGGCUACAGCGGCCUGCUGGACGAGGCGAUGGCCACGGUCGAUCGGAUGAAAGGUGCUGACGCAGACUGCAAGCCGGACGAGUACACCUUCUCUGUCCUCAUCAAUUGCUGCUGUAAGUCGCGCCGCUUCGACCUGAUCCCCACCGUCCUCGACGAGAUGUCAUAUCUGGGGGUUGGAUGCAACGUUGUCAUCCACAAUGGGAUAAUUAAUGGGUACGGCAAGGCCGGCAUGCUAGAGGAGAUGGAGGAUGCGCUGUCCAACAUGCUUCAAGACGGGGACAAUGUGCCGGACAUAUACACGAUGAACUCCAUCAUCUGGGCCUAUGGCAACCGUGGCAGGGUGGAUGACAUGGAGAGGUGGUAUGGUGAGUUUCAGUUGAUGGGCGUUGAGCCAGAUACGCGGACUUUCAAUAUCAUGAUGAAGUCUUACGGCAAGGCUAACAUGCCUGACAAAAUGUUGUCGGUGCUGAAAUAUAUGAAGCGGCGCUUCUUCUCACCCUCUGCCGCUACGUUCAACAUAAUCAUAGAGUGUUUUGGAAGGGCUGGCAACAUUGAGAAGAUGGAGUACUAUUUCAGGCUGAUGAAAAUUAAGGGUGUCAAACCCAACCCCAUCACGUACUGCUCGCUGGUUAAUGGAUACAGCAAAUCUGGGCUCCUUGAUAGGGUUCCUGCAAUUAUUCGGCAGACGGAGAACACUGAUGUUGCCUUAGAUACUCCAUUUUUCAACUGUGUUAUCAGUGCAUACGCCAAGUCUGGCGAUAUCAAAAUAAUGGAGGAAAUGCUACAGCUAAUGAAGGAAAAGAAAUGUAAGCCUGGCAAGGUAAUUUAUAGCACCAUGAUUCAGGCAUAUAUUGCCCAUGGAAUGGAGGAAGACGCUAAGUUAUUAGAAAAAGAACUGGAAAGAGUUGACGAGAAGUUGCUGUAAGUGCUUUGCUAUAUUUUGGUGAGCUUCUUGUUGAUUUAUGCCUGCAUUAAACUGCUGAUCAUCCAUGACCGGUUAUCUUUGUUUGGGGUCAGUGAUCAGUUCUGAGAUUGAAUGCCAGUUUUUGGUGACCCAGUUGGAUGCCAAUGACAAGGUUACUAGAAGUUCACAACUUUCUAUGGAAUUUAUCUUUGGCUGUACCAAAUUAAGCUGAGCUGAAAUAGACACUAACUAUUGUUCUUUCCGUAUCCCAUCAAUGAGGAACCACUUGGAAUAGAUAAAUUAGUGGUGGCAUGUUGUGCCAUCGGAAAUGGGAGUUUCACGCAGCCUAGAUCUAAUUGCACAAGUACAAACUCAGACAGGUAGCUUGGAAUAUCUGGAAGUGCAAGGGAGUACGGUACAGCAAAGAAGGUCCGAUUCAGAGCUCCAGUCUAGUAUAUAUUCAUGUCAGAAUAUGUAAACCUAGUUUCCUCUGGGUCUAUCGGAAAAUUCACUGCCACAAAACUAAAGGGAGAAACGGAACAACACAAAAGAAAGAAACAAAGAACCAUGUGAAUUUCCUUAGAAUUUUGAACACCAAUAAGUUCAGAGCACAGAACACACAUUCUCGAAGAGAAGUUCAGUCUUCCAGUGGACACACCAGGCAGAUAAUAGAAAUCGAUGGAUACGACUAGAACUGCAUACUUCAAUCAAAAUUCUGAGCUGAACUACUCAUACUUGUGACGAUGGGGCGACCUUGUCUAAUAUGUCCAUCAUAAUCGAUGGACAGCUGGUUGUGAGGUGCUUGAAUCCAUCCGUCUUCUUGACAGCUCGAAGCACGUCCUGCAAAGACAGGUAUCCAAGGCAAGCUUUUUUAAGUUGCAAGGAGUGGUGCUGCUCUGCUAAAGCAAGUGUGGUUGCAACUGUUUGCACAUCAAAUUUCUGGCAUAGCUUCUCUUCACAAAUAGCCUUUAGCCUUUCCAGUCCAUACCGAUCUGCAGCGACUAACAAGUGCUGCAGUGCCACAUUUUGAUCAACAUCGAAAUUGUUUGGCAGAGAAUCUGUGUAUAUGAAGUAAAGAAGUGCAUCGAAGAUGGCAGGCUCCAUGUCAUCGAUCUUGAUGUUUUUUGUAGUGGUCCCCUUCAUUUGACCAAAGAGCUCGGCUUUGAAGACCGACGAUCGUGCGGCUAACACGUAUCUAUGUGCACUGAAGAGUUGGUCGCCGACACUGAAUGUCACGUCCACGCCUUCUCCACCCUUCAACAUAUUUGCAAAGUGCGUGUGCAGGUCUGACUGCGGGACCUGGACCGGGACUGUGCCAACUUGUUCCGUGUGAUGGUCUUUUAUGACAGUCAAAACACACCUGAUUGUGAAGCAGUCGUCAUUGCGGGACAGCAGUUCCUUCAGCUUGGACUUUUCAAUAAAGUUGGUCCAGCCCCGACCGAUACUCGCCGAUGAAAAGAAACACAAGAAGACCGACAUGUAGGCAGCUUUGUCUUCCUUCAUGGCCCCGUCAGGAUAGAUCCUAAUGUUCCAGUCUUAGCCGCUGACGCUGAAUUUGCUCGAGCAAAUGAACUUGCCAGAACCCAUACCCUCGAGCAACGAGUACUUAAUCACCUCAAAGUUGUGGGCGGCGGUGACACACUCGGUCAGGCAUCUCGAGGACGUCUCAGGAUGUGGCUGUAUCCUGUGACUAACAAUGAAGGGAGAUCAGGGGGCAUGCAUGUGGAAAUGAUGGAUCUGCAUCACACAAUGAAGGGAUUCGCAUCACAUAAUCAAGGGAGAUCAAAUGGUCUCAGGUUCGUGGUGAGCCGUGGCGCUGUGAAGUCGGAGGAGAUGUUGAGCAGCGGGCCGGCGAUGACUGCAAGCGACGGCUGGAAGAAGAAGCCCUAGCGGCGGUAGCGAUGGACGAGUUGUUGGAGACGAAAAGGAGCGGACGCAAGAGGCGCUCUAGCUAGGUCAAUGCGCCAAUACAUCACCCUACUACUAAUUCUCGUGGUUGGUGGGGCUUGUUGUUUCGGGCUUUUCUGGGCCACCAUGUUGGGCACCCAUCUUUCCUUAGCCAACCGGGUAGUAAUUAAAAUCUAUAUAUGGAAUAUAAUUGCGAGGCGUCCUGCGCCGGGUUGUGUUUCUGGCGCCUGCAUGCGAGUUUGCGGGCUCAA